This is a messenger RNA of Aricia agestis (brown argus), 1264 nucleotides long. RefSeq lists its product as uncharacterized. NCBI's taxonomy places the organism in Eukaryota, Metazoa, Arthropoda, Insecta, Lepidoptera, Lycaenidae. Bases 80 to 982 code for a protein of 300 amino acids. The transcript has 5 exons. The record is from RefSeq and is a predicted model, not a curated record.
UAACCAUACGAAUAUUAACCUAAUGACUUUUGAGAUAAAAUUUAUGAGGGUAGUGCAUUGAAAUCAGUGUGGGUUCAAAAUGUUAACUGUUCGGACGCGGCUAGUUAUUUACAUUACAACAAUAUUGUUUAUUCAUACAAAUGCAUUACGAGUGUUUAAUUUCGAUGGUGAUGAAACGAUACUGGCUUUCGAGAACGAAAACAUCAAAAUCGAAUGCAAGUCGGAUCUCCCAAUAAAUUACUGUGGCUUUGUGAAUCCAAGUGGAAACCGAUCGUCGUUCACAGAAAGUUCGGUUAACGAUGGAAAAUGCAUUCACAAAAUAAGAGCAAAGCCCACAGACAGUGGGGAAUGGAAAUGUCACAUUGGGCUCAAAUCUGUGCGGCUGGAGAUUAUUAAAAAAAUUAAAGUACGCAUAGUAGACCAGCUAGCAGCCAUACAACCGAAUAUUACUGUGAAACAUAACAAGCCGGUGACUAUAUCCUGUGCGACCACCAAGGGCUAUAUUCCUCUGAGCUACUGCAGAUUCGAACCACCCAACGGCCAAUCGUUCAGUAUCGAUUCCACUGUGAACGCUUCCAAUGCCAUCCUCGGCAAGUACUACUUCCCGGCGAACCGCAGCCUGGACCGCGGGGAUUGCGCCGUGACGCUCGCUAAGGCGAAAUACGAGGACGGCGGCCUGUGGACGUGCGGAGCCGGCUUCGACGGCAAGGAGGGCGUGGAUGUUAUCAUGCUGGAGGUCGAAGGUAUGUACGCUAUGUCGACCGCUUCGGCUACAGGAGUGACCUUCGCAGUGGUACUGAUAGUGGGCAGCCUAGUCGCCCUAGGAUACCUAGCGUGGAAGAGACGACGUGUGCUAGCCGGAGUACCACAGGAGUCUGUGGAAAUACACGAGUUGGAACGACCGGCACAGGUCAUACCUACUGUCAGCGUACAGUCACCAUCUGAACCUAGUUCCUCUCCGUUAUUACCUAGUGCCUCAUAGAUACCUGAGUGAAAAAAAUACUAUCAAGAAAGAGACUCUUAACAUUAUCACGAUGCAUUGGUGUUUUUGUUUCGCCUCGUAUUUCCACAGAAAAUGUUUAUACAUUUUAUGUACUUGUAUAUGUUAUUUAAAAAUAAUUGUCUUCGUCGUCUCCUUUUCUUGAUAAGCUAUAAUGUUGCAGCUAUUAAGUUGAAUUGACCAGCCAAUUUUCCUAGGCCUGUGCAUUAAACGAGCUUUAAAAUUACUAUACAGUCAUGCAUUUAUUACGUUUAGCGUUGCUAC